Messenger RNA from Anarrhichthys ocellatus (wolf-eel), 3636 nucleotides. It is a transcript of the gene ccdc28b, whose product is annotated as coiled-coil domain containing 28B. The record is from RefSeq and is a predicted model, not a curated record. The transcript is spliced from 6 exons. The coding region runs from base 1631 to 2272 and encodes 213 amino acids. Lineage: Eukaryota; Metazoa; Chordata; Actinopteri; Perciformes; Anarhichadidae.
AUUGUUCGCAUUCACCUUGGAACAACAAAAACAUGCCUAAGAGCUCUGUAUUUUUUCUACAAACUGCAUUUUGUGUCACGUUUUUGUUCUGAUCCGCCAUAAUUAAAAGACAUAUUUUUGUAUUACUUUAAAGGUUUGCUUUAGUUUUCAUUCUGACCACAUGAAACCUCUGUGCCUGAAAAGAUUAAACCCAAAAUUUGAACUAUUUCUCAGCCAAUAGGUGGAAAUUUCAAUUGACAGGUUGCACUUAUUGACUCUUCAUUGCUGAGAAUGUAGUCAUUUUUUUAUGUUUUAAUUAUAAUUGCUGAAUAACAACAUGGUAUGUUUUUUUCUUUUUCAGCUUUUGAGUAUUUAUGGAAGCAAAGAUUUUUAACGGAAUCCAACAGUCAUAUUUCUGGAAUGCUAAACUUGAUGCUAUAAAUUCAAUGGUAUUGAAAAUGCAACCCAGAGUACUCGGUUGUGAUUAAGUGAAACGAUUAUGAAAUUCAAAUGAUCACAGACUUUUUCCGCAUCCGUAGGGUUACACUUUUCAUAAAGUGACAGAUCCCUCAUCUGUUGCACUUCUUCAAGUUUCUUUCCUUUUUUUUCCCCAUUAAAGUUUUUCUUAUCAUAUCCGAGCUGAGAGUGUGGGGAUGGAGGGUGUUGUAUGUACAGAUUACAACGGCCUUUUUAGCUCCACCUUUACUAGCUGCAUCAUCAGUGAUGCUUACACAUUAAUGUGUCACUAAUCAUAAUCCAGUGAUAUGAUAUAUAUGAAAUAGGCCAUUCUGCAUACAGAGCACUUUUACUUUUGGUAAUUUAAGUAUAUUUUGAGUAUAUUUUUACACUGUGGUAUUGCUGCUUUUACUUAAGUAAAAUAUAAGAGUAAGCUACUUUUUCCACCAUUAGCUGACAGAAGUGUAUGCAUAUAAGAAUAAAACACUAAUGGAGGUAGAGGAGUAUAUCGUGUUUCAAGGUGUCACUGAGAGAGAGAGGAUCGUAGAGGAAGAUGGGGAACAAUGGCGCCGCCAUGUGGCCUGAGUGCAUAUCUUCAGUUGCCGAGUAACUACAAUGGCAAACCCACCAGGAGGCUAUGACAGAAAAAAGAUAUUUGCAUCAUCAGCUGAUUCAUUCAGUACCAUGGCAGGAUGUUGGUCGCACCUGUAUGACACGAAGAGUAAACAGUGAUACUAACUGUCACACACACACACACACACACACAGAGGAGAGGACUGUCCCUUUAAGACGGAUACAACACAACAGUUGCGCACGAGACGAGCGCAUCGAUGUCGCGCUUUACAUUGGACCAGUGAUUAUAAUAUAUAUGUACACCUGUGCUACAGCGGGCAGAAUUCAGCAGCUAAACUGUGGUUUAUAAAGAUUAGUUCACGUGAGGUCUACUGAGACGUUUUUUAAAUGGCGGGAGGAGAAAUUUGACGCUUCGCUCAGCCGGUUUGCUUUCUGAUGCGUAAUUGAUUCGAGUGGAGAAUCCUCAGCUGCAGCACCGAUUUUGGCUCAGUCUCCACGGAGCCCUUUUCUCAGGGAGGGGGAAGACUGCAGGUUUUCAACGUCCUACCUUUUGGUUUGCUUCAGGACGUCCUGUACGCCAGCCAGGCAGUUCUCCCCCCAGAGUGCUUCACUUCAAAGAUAAAUGAUAAUGGAAGACAAACGCAAGAAGCGGAGCCCAAAGGUGACCCUCCCCCAGCCCCCUCCUCCCCCCGUCAACCCCCGCAAAGUCUCCGUCCUGCCUGCCAGCAAAAGUGCCACCUUCUCUCUCGGCCUGCCGCAGCCCCCCUCCCCCAAGAACAGAGGCAAGUUUAAGCGGUCCAUAGGAGCUGCAGGACAGCCCAAAGAGGUGUUCACCGUCGUAGCGCCACCGAAGACCACCAGGCCCCACAAGGAGAAGCCCCGGGCCCCCCAGCCUGCAGGGCCCAGUAGAGUAGUGCAGUCUUCCCCCCUGCAGCACUCGUUCCUCACAGACGUCUCAGACGUGAGAGAGAUGGAGGGAGGCCUCCUCAACCUCCUCAACGACUUCCACUCGGGCAAACUGCAGGCUUUCGGAAAGGUGUGCUCCUUUGAGCAGCUGGAGCAUGUGCGUGAGAUGCAGGAGAAGCUGGCACGACUGCACUUCAGCCUGGACAGCCACGUGGAGGAGCUCUCAGAGGACCAGAGGAAGUGUGCCUCCGACCACAACCUGGAGCACCUGCUCUGUAACCUGGAGGAGCUCAGCACCUCGAUACAAAAGCUCCACUUGGCUGAGAACCAGGACCUGCCCAAGACGUCUGGUCCCUGACGAAGUGAGGUGCGGAGGACGGCGACCGCACACUCAUCUUCUCCCAACAUCUAACCAGUCCAGGUUGCCAUGGCAUUGAUCCAGCUGCCUUAGUAACAGAAGGGAAAGAUCCACAAGAGGAGGAGGAGCUCUUUGUUCCAUUUGGUCGGUGAAGCGGAGGAAACAAUAUAGAGACUUGAAGCAGCAGAGCAUUAAAUGAACACUCAACCAAAACCGUAAGCCCCUUAGUUAAAGCACAAGAAGCGAUCGGAGGGUUUACUGAACACUUGUUAGAUGGAAUACGUUGUGUCCAGGUUUUUAGCAUGUUCUUGGCACAAACUAACUUGGCUCCAGUUACUCGUUACAUCAUUUCGGAAAAAAAUAAAUGAAACCAAGUGUAAGCUUUAGUUCGCUGCGUCCCAAAAGCAAAUGUCAUGAAGUUGAUUUCACAGUAUGCCUUUGUCUGUUGCAUCGUUUCAGAAGGUUUGCCUCUCUGUUAAGAAAUGUUAGCACUCGUCGACAACACCACUGUAGUUAGCUCGUAACUUUAAAAGGGAGUUUGAACUUUUGCUAAUAUUCUGAAAGCACUACCUUGUUUUUAUAGCUUUGCUUUUAAAGUUUCAUACUGGAAAAAAUAAAUACUGGCUUUGAUACAUUUUAAAGGGUCUAUGUGAACGGAUACAAAAAUGUAUGUUUGAUGAACUUGCAUGUGAAAUGAUUUAUGUUUUGCCAGUGUGAAAUCCAGCUACUGUAUUUGACACUGAUGGGUCAGAAUAACUUGGAGGAUUUUGUGAGUACUUUAUCAGGGUUACCCUCUAAAAUGACCUACUGUAACAUGUAUGGCACCGUGUUGUUGGAUAGCACAUUCAAAGAGUUAAUGCGGCUGGAAGAAGUCUCUGUACAGUACAAUUUCAAAAUGGCAGCUACUUUUAUAACCAAAUGAUUUGCGUUGUAUUAAUUCCAGACUUAGUAGCAGUGUACUAUGGCCAUGAUAUUUAAUUCCUGACAAGUUUAAUAAGGUUAUGAGUGAUCAGAAAAAUCACAGCAUGUCAAGUGAUUGGUGCAUUUGGUUCCAUAAUACAUUUAUAUACUGGUUACUCCAUCAAACAUCUUUUACAGCCUGCAAUGUUCUGUACACAUUAAAAGGGCUAAUUCAUAUCUCUCUCUCUCUCUCUCUCUCUCUCAUUAUGUAUUGACUGUCAAAACAAUGGAAAACCUGUGAAGAAUCUUGUGUGUUCAGUAAUAAAAGUAAAUUAGGAAACUUAAAGGCACAGAAUGUGUGUUUCUUGAGUAAAAUUCAAUUACCCCUUUAAAAAGAUUAGACCUUAACAGAUGAGACACCGGGAAGUUGGUUUUACAUAAAUAAAACACUUUAUUUAUAUAUA